AAAGCGCUCUCUAGUGCUAAAAAUCAAGACAGAUUUUAAAUACUUCGAUGUUGAGUCAAUCGUGCUCCUUCUUAAAACUAUUUAUUCUAAGACGGUAAUAAAUAAGCAUAAAUUAUAGAUGGAAAAAAUUUCUCAAAUCUCAAAUUUUAAGGUACUAUAGUAUAUGCUAACGUUUUUUAUAUUUUAUGAGAUAAAUAAUAAUAAAAUGUGAUAACAUUCAGUUAAUAAAGUCUGAGUGAGACACAAAUAUUUAGAAAAAACAGAAAUAAGCCGUGAUUAAAUUUUAAUUAAAAAAAAUGUAAUACAUAACCAUAAAACACCACUCCGACUCGAGAAAAGAGACAGGUAGGCUCGCGCUACACACUCACACAUAUACAUGUGUUGGACCGUGUACUUGGCGCGAGACACUACCGUGUCUCUGGAUUAUUGUAUCUGCUAUACAAAAAUUGGAAUUUUAACCAUCUAAAAUGAGCCAACUGCUCGGAUUAUGUUUUGCGAAUAAAUCGAAUCCAAUAAUUAUGAGUGUAGACUUGGUGGAUUCAAUCGAUCAAUAUUUAUCGAGUGCUAUAAAAGCACCAAUUACUGUGAUUAACCACAAAUUCAAAUCGAAAAAUAUUAUUCCGUAUCACCCUUCGCAUCCCACUUACGUGAUAUCUGCUGAUUUAACUGAUGAACUUGAAACUCUUCUUCAUGAAUUCAAAUCAUCUCCUGCCUGGAAUAUUGUCUCUCAUUUCUUUGUUGUUGGAACUGAUAAAAAGUCCUGUCAAGACAAUGCAGCAAAGGUUCUCCAAUUAUUAUGGAGAUCGGAUUUAUUGUCAUCAUUCUAUUUAUGCCCCGAGACCAGCAAUGACACAACAAUAUAUACUUUUAAUCCCUUCACUAAUUAUGCACCCGAUCCGUGGGUACAAGUGGAAAUAACUGAUAAACCUGAUAGUCGAUGGACGUUGUUCAAACAACUAUUUGUCAAAGAUCCAAAAAUCUGUCAUAUUCUUCAGUUCGAUAAAACCAAAAUUUUGGAUGGUUAUAGUGUGAAGACUCUUUCAGAUGGGGGAGAGAUUGAAUUUUUCAAGAAAUCUAUAGUUCCAAGCUUAAACCUUACGUACAGUGAUAGGUAUUAUAAUAAAUCGAUAACUACACUAUCGAAUAUUUACUAUGCAUUAAAUAAUAAUAUAAGUGAUGUUGGUGUAAUAACAGCUCCGCUUGAUUCGAUUAAUUAUACGUUGAGUGAUAUUAUUUUCUUGAAUUUCGAACUAAGUUUGUUAAUAGCUACACAAAAGCGAAGUGUUAUAAACCCAUUUAGUGAACUUAAUUUUAUAUUUAAUGUUAAUACUGUUAUAGUCAUGGUAAUUAUUUUCUUAUUAAUCAUUGUAAUAAUAGGACUGAACAAUAGGUAUCGAUUUGGUGCAGCUUUUUUAGAUGUCUAUCUGAUGUUGUUAAAUAUGGGGAUUUUGUUACCUCUUAACAGAUUAGCUAUGCGCAUAAUUUUUUUUUUUGCGUUCUUUUACAUAUUCAUGGUAAGUCCAUUCCUGCAGGGCGAAUUGUUUGCAGCUUUAGCGAAACCUAAAUAUCACAAUAUUGAAAGUCUUACGGACUUAUAUCAAUAUAAAUACCAUGUACAUUAUUUUCGCGCUCUAGAUAACGAUAUUAAAAAUGAGGGAUUAUGGACAACUGAUUCAGAUAUGCAAUAUUUACACUCUGAUGAUGAUCCCUUUUCAUGGGAUUGUUUAGAACUAGCUAGCAAAGAUGAAACUGUAGCGUGUAUUUACCCAGCUGACUUUAUAUUGAACUAUGCUUUUAGAUAUGGAUUACAUGUAUCUAAUAAGUUACUAUUUCCAACUAGUUGUAUUUAUAAUGCCCGUAAACACUGGGCCUUAAAAAGUCGCGUUGAUCAGAAAGUUUUACAUUUCAUUGAAGCUGGUGUUAUUAAUCGAUACGAGAGGCUUGCAGUCAAUAAUCUGUUAAAAAAAAUGAAGGCUAUUGAUAAAAUUAAAAAAUCUAACCAAUCAGAAAUCAUAGACGGUGAUGAUUUAAUGUAUGCGUUUGUAUUAAUGGGACAUUUAUUACUUUUGGCUAUAGUCAUAUUUGGUAUUGAAAGGCUGAAUAGAAUCAUAAGACCUCCGAGGCAAUUAGAAAGGGAAAAUGAGGAACUACAAGAAGAAAUUGUGUUCAUUAACGAAGAUAGAGUCGUUCUUGAUUGAUACGUGCGUGUAUAAUUAUACAAUCUUUUACGAUUAUUUCUGUCUAAUAAUUGAUUGUCUUGUAGGGGAAAGGGGGGUAAAAUGUGCCCCGUAAGAAAAAAGAGCUCAUAUUUUCAGUGAUUCUCACUUGUUUUACUUCUUUUUAGCCCCUUACCAUGUUUUUGGUCUCAAUAUACCGCUUCUGUUGAAAAUUAAAAAUGGGCCCCCAGCAUAAAAAGUUUUAAUAUUUGAUUUAUUUUACCCCUUUGAGUUUUUUAAGUCUUCUGCCAUGAAUUUGAUAUCAAUAUGCGCCAAGAUAAAAAAUUCAAAUUUUGGGCGAAAUAGGCCCUCUAAAAAAUAUGCUCAAAUUCAAUUAUUAGCUUAUUUCAUCUCCAUAGUAUAUUACACAUCAAGAGAGAAAAGUCGGGCAUUUCAAACCACAAUCUCAAACACUUUGCAGGGAUUCCUUAUUCUUGAAUCAUUUAAAUUAAACAAAAAUUUUGGGGCGCCUAUUUUGUCCCCAGCGGCCCAUUUGCUCCCCGCUCUCCUGGGUGGACUCUCGUAAUUUAAUUAUGAAAAAUCAAACAAUAUUACCAUUUUCUAAUUAACAACUCUAUGAUGCUUGGAAAUCUUGUAGUAAAAAUUCAUCUAAUUGAAGUAUUUAUAUAAAUUUAUAUUUAUCAAAUAAUUUUCUGUCACAUCGUGUUGAUUGUUUUAUCGUUAGUCGAAUACUUUUGUUGUGAUUAUAGUAAAUGAUCUUGUUGUAAAAUUAUGGACUUGUAAUGUA
Molecule: messenger RNA, 2964 nt
Organism: Microplitis mediator
Lineage: Eukaryota; Metazoa; Arthropoda; Insecta; Hymenoptera; Braconidae
Exons: 3
Coding region: 468-2198 (576 amino acids)
Source: RefSeq, a predicted model, not a curated record